Messenger RNA from Paramormyrops kingsleyae, 3325 nucleotides. Its product is annotated as equilibrative nucleoside transporter 2-like. Gene Ontology annotation, cellular component: plasma membrane; basolateral plasma membrane. Gene Ontology annotation, molecular function: nucleoside transmembrane transporter activity. Lineage: Eukaryota; Metazoa; Chordata; Actinopteri; Osteoglossiformes; Mormyridae. The record is from RefSeq and is a predicted model, not a curated record. Gene Ontology annotation, biological process: hypoxanthine transport; thymine transport; adenine transport.
CAUACUGUUCAUUCUGUCCAUUCAUCACCGAUUUUCCAUACCCAUUUAUUUGAAUAACGGAAGUUACAUCGAUCGUAUAUCAAAAGCAUACAGCAUUAAUUUCAAAAGCACCUUCCAUCGUCUGGACUGAAAGAUUAUCAGAUAAAUUGCCACACAUCACUUCAUGGGAAAUAAACAGACAUGCAGCUUUAAAUGAUAAACAUCCACGUCGGGUACAUGUGCUGAAUGGACGUGUCGACGUUUCGGGAAAUGUGGAUGUGAUGUUGAAACGAAAGGUGUACACAUAACAUUUUUGGGAGGUUCUUCGUGAAGGAAUAGUGUUACACUGAGAGCCCAUGGGGACCCCAGGAAACACGCCUGUGGACAGGGGCUGCCUGAUGGGCAUCAUUUUCUUUAUCUUUGGACUGGGAACGCUUCUGCCAUGGAACUUUUUCGUAACUGCUUUAAUGUACUUUGAAAACCGACUUAACAAGUCUGAAUGGAGCAAUAGCACUGCCAUUGUGCGCAAAGAGUACUACUUCAAAAACUGGAUGACUCUGCUAUCCCAGUUGCCACUGCUCCUGUUUACCCUGUUGAACUCCUUCCUGUAUCAGUGGGUUUCGGAAAAGGUUCGGAUCGGUGGAAGUCUGGUCUUCAUCCUUCUUUUCUUCAUCCUCACUGCCGUUCUGGUCAAGGUACCCAUGGAGGAGGACCAGUUCUUUUCAGUUACCAUGGCAACCAUCUGGUUCAUUAACUCGUUCGGGGCGGUGAUGCAGGGGAGUCUCUUUGGCCUGGUGGGCCUCCUCCCUCGAAAGUACAGCUCCAUAUUCAUGAGCGGUCAGGGGCUGGCCGGUACCUUUGCUGCAUUGGCCAUGGUGCUGGCAAUUGCAAGCAAAGCAGAGAGAGAGACAGCAGCACUAGGUUACUUCAUCACUCCAUGUGUGGGGACCCUAGUGAACCUUAUGUGCUACGUCACGCUCCCACGUUUAGAGUUUGCCCAGUUCUACUUAAACAAGAAGAUGAGCUAUGAGCUGGAGGUCGCUGUGGAGCUGCUCCCCAGAGAGGAUGGGCAGGUGGAAGACUCCGUUCCAUCCCUCCUGGUGGCUGACAGUGGUGCACCACACCCUGAUGCCAUAACAUGUGACACACAGCAAACCCUGCUCACCCUGCAGCCGCUACAGACCAGCUGUGACAAGAAGUCUUCUGUUAAGGACAUCUUGAAGAAGAUUUGGGUGAUGGCAUUCUGCGUGACAUUUGUGUUCACAGUCACCCUGUCUGUGUUCCCUGCUGUCACCGCAGAUGUGAAGACCAAAUUUAGUGGGACCUGGGAAUCAUACUUCACACCGGUAUGCUGCUUCCUCACCUUUAAUGUAAUGGAUUUCACUGGCCGGAGUCUAACCUUUUGCGUUAAGUGGCCUCCCAAGGAGAGCCCCCUGUUCCCAGUGCUGGUGAUAGCACGGCUGGCAUUCAUCCCAUUGCUCAUGCUUUGCAAUGUGCCAGGCCACAGAUACCUGCCAGUGCUCAUCUCCCAUGAUGCAGCCUUCACUGUAAUCAUGAUGCUCUUCUCCAUCUCCAGUGGAUACUGUAUGUGUCUGUCUAUGACCUACGCUCCACAGAUGGUGGAGCCCAAAGAUGGGGAGACCGCAGGAGCCCUGAUGGCCUUCUUCCUGGCACUGGGUCUGUCUCUGGGGGCAGCAUUGUCCUUCCCGCUGCGAGGCCUGUUGUAUUUGUCUCGCUCGGAGUAGGAGCACCCAGGUGUUUGUCAGCGCCCGCCCCCCCCCUCCACUUCUGCCCACUUAGCUUCCACCCACACAAUGGAACAGAAACAGAAAAACAGAAAAGGCAGCUAGGGGGGGUUCCGGUGACGUCACCACCUAGAAUGGCAGCCUAGAGGAAUAGCUCCUCCGGUAAUAAUAUAUUCUUCGCCUCAUAAUAUAGUCAAAUAUAAAAUUACUCGAUAACAGUUGAUUUGAUAAGUGAGGCCAGAAUGGAGAAAAGGGAUGGAAAUAAAAAAGACACAACUGAUGAGUCGUUAAGUGCAGAAAAUACGACGAGCGGUGAUGGGGCUAAUGCUAACUCCCCUCAGGACAUAGCAAGCUUAGCGAAAGUGUUGGAAGAGAUACGGGACUUUCGGAAAGACACAAAACAACAAUUAAACGAUAUUAAAACUGAGCUCGCUACUGUUAAUCAUAAGAUAGGGGAGGUGGAGACGCGAAUAGAAAAAGUGGAAGACCGUGUUGAAAAUAUGGAGCAAGUGCUAAGCAAGAUGAUAAAAGUGAUGAAAUAGCAAGAAAGCAAACUACUUGAUCAGGAAGGGAGAUCUCGACGGAAGAAUAUGAGGGUAUACAAUAUUCCAGAAGGAACGGAGGGGUCGUCUACGGAAAAAUUUGUGGAAAAGCUAUUACGGGACACGCUGGAAAUUCCCCCAACCACUGAUCUCGGCAUUGAGAGUGCGCACCGGGUGCUCGGCCCGAGGACUUCCGAGGACAGAAACGAUAAGCCGCGGUCCAUUGUGAUUAGAUUUCUCUACUACAAAAUCAAAGACGAGAUUUUACGCAAAGCUUGGGGAAAGAAGAGGGUGUUGAUGAAUGAGAGACUAAUAUAUUUCGAUCACGACUAUUCUCCUGCAGUCUUACAAAAACGUAGGGACUACUUUGAAGCAAAGUGCGUGUUAAAGGAGAGAAAUAUUCGAUUCCAAACUCCGUUCCCUGCUAAACUACGAGUCUUCUACAAAGAAGGGAUAAAGCUGUACCACACGGCGGAAGAGGCGACAACAGAUAUGAAAGAUAGAGGUCUGCCCGUCAGCGUAAUUGCACCGAGAGAAAGCCUGGCUGAACAGCUGUCCCGCACAGCCUGGAACAUAGUGGACAGAGCAGGUUAACAGGGAAGGAGAGAGGAGCGAGAGCGAGGCAUCAGAGAGAGACUGCGAGGUUUCAGAAGACAUACCUCACCUCACCCAGAGGAGUCAUGAUUUACUAAUCUCAGAGAGCUGGUGGGCUAAAUAGAACUUUACAUACGGAGCACAUCGUCAACACUCUAAAUCAAUUUGAACAGUUAUCACCGGACUCCCCCAAACUCAUUUUGGGAGACUUCAAUCACUGUUCGCUUGACAAGUCCCUCAAAGGAUUCUAUCAGUACAUCACAUGUACCACCCGCAUGGGGAAGAUUCUGGACAAAUGCUAUGGUUCAGUCCAGGAUGCAUACAGAUCUAUUCCCCUUCCCCCUCUCGGCUCGGCUGAUCAUCAUACAUCUCCUUCUGCGUUGACAAUAUCAUCCCAUCAAAAACAGUCACCAUCUUUGCCAACAAUAAACCUUGGAUCACCAAAGAGCUCAAGGAAAUACUAAA